Hypanus sabinus (Atlantic stingray) is the source of this 10566-nucleotide messenger RNA. RefSeq names its product siah E3 ubiquitin protein ligase 1 (gene siah1). Gene Ontology annotation, molecular function: zinc ion binding; ubiquitin protein ligase activity; aspartic-type endopeptidase activity. Bases 6015 to 7139 code for a protein of 374 amino acids. Gene Ontology annotation, cellular component: cytoplasm. Gene Ontology annotation, biological process: multicellular organism development; proteasome-mediated ubiquitin-dependent protein catabolic process. The record is from RefSeq and is a predicted model, not a curated record. NCBI's taxonomy places the organism in Eukaryota, Metazoa, Chordata, Chondrichthyes, Myliobatiformes, Dasyatidae. The transcript has 5 exons.
UUAAAGGGAAUGGAUGAGUUGGAUAAUAAGCCAUUUUACACUGUAGCAGAUGUAUACAAAACCAGAAGGAACUUCACGGUAAGGUGAUAAAUGGGGGAUGGGGUGGAAUUGUCACUCUUCAUAAAUAUAAGAGGUAGUUAGAAUCUGGAAUAUGUUGCAUGAGUGUUGGUGAAGACUGUCGACAUUGUUUAUAGAUGAUCACUUUAAGGCAUGGAAGGCUAUGAGCCAAAUGCUGGAAAUAGGAUUUGGUAUAAAGUUCAAAGUGCAUGGUCAUCGUAUACAACACAUUCAUUUUCCUGUGGACACAUUCAGCAAAUCUAGAAUAGUAACUAACUGGAUCAGUAAAAGAUCAACCAGAAUGCAGAAGAUGACAAACUGCAAAUGCUAAUACAGAAAUGAGUCGUCAGACUGCCACAGCACUCCCAACAGCAAUAUUCCAAGAUAGAUGAAGAUUGGCAACCUAAGUUACACUUAUUCAUGCAAGAUGGACUAUGAUUGUGUACACUGUGGCCCUUUCCAGUGGAUGCAAGGAAUAGAAUAAAUGGUACAAAUCAGUAUUAUGAAAACCUGUCACUAAACUGAAUCAGGUUUGUUUGAAUAUAGGUAAUCACUCCACUUCUUUGGUUGAUAAGAAACUUACCAGCAUCAAAAUACAAAUCAGAUCGAGAAGCACUGAAGUAAGUGGUCCACUGUCAAAUGCAUUACACUGAUUGUCAAGUGUGUUUAAAUAUCAAAUCUCAUCUAAAAACAAUCCUUGCUUUUCUGACAGACAUUUCCCCUUUAUUCCCAAAGCUUCAAAAAUAUGUGCUAUAGAGGAAUUCUGGCUUUCUGAAUAAAAUGACCAGAAAUAAAUAAUGCAGUCGUCCUCUGUCUUUAUCAUUAAAUAUAGUUUCAUCUUCUCCACCCUAGCUCAUGCCUCCAAAGAUUCCUUAAAAGCAAAGUGUUUACUAUGAAUCAUGUAAUAUUUGUUAGAAAUUUGCCUCAGUGGUGCAAUUAACAAAUUACCUCAAAACUUAAUUUACAAAUUGAUUUGUGAAUACUGCAGAAAGUAGGACAACACACUGGAGAUGCUAAAAACUGUUCAAUUAAUGGCAAGCUCUUGGAAUCCAAGCUGGGACUCUUAAAACCAAAAACAGAUCUUAUUCCUUGAAGAAAGAUUUGGAAAUGGUAGGAUUAUACAAAACAUUAAUUCCAACCAUUUAAAAAAAAUUUAAAACCCUCAUUAUCAGCAUUCUCAGAGAUAUAUGGAAAAAGAGAGAUUAAGAGGAGAUCUACCAAUGAGGUGAGGAGAAUAGAUAAGGUGACAAACUCUUUAAUUUACAAAAAUAUAUCAACUAAUAAGUUUACUCCGCUGCGAAGUCUCUCCGAGGUGUGCGAACUUCUGAAGAAGUUUAAAUCUUCUCUUCAAUGGGAGUUCAGUGAGACCAUUUCUCACUGCUCACCCUCUGUGAUCUCCGUCUCUCUUCGCCUUCCACCCUCCCCCCCCACCUUUUUUCAUAGGGCCCCUACCCCCUCCUUCUUCAGUCCUGACGAAGGGUCUCGGCCCAAAACGUUGACCGCUCACUUCAAUGGAUGCUGCCUGACCUGCUGAGUUCAUCCAGCUAGUUUGUACGUCUUAAUAAGUACAGGCAGACUGUAGAUAAACCAUUUUCCCUAUAAGAAAAUUCAGUUUUCUAUAGAUAACUAUAUUGUAUUGCUUUGCAUACACUUAUAAUUUUUGCCUUUUCAUACAAUAAUACAGCAUUGGAACAGGUGCUUUGGGCCACAAUGUCUUUGCCAAAUUAAACUAAAUCUCUUCUGCCUUUGGAGUAUAAAAGUUGCAUUGUUUGCUGUGUAACCAAAACUAUAUAGUCAGCUUUGAGCUUGCUAUUUGCUAUGCAUGUAUCUAGUUUAUUAGGAGAAUGAAAUCUUAAGAAUGUAGAAGACAAUGGUGUGUUAAUGAGAGGUAGCUAAGAGAUGUAGAUUAGAACAUGAUUAAGUCAAUGCAAAGAAACAAUAGUGGUGGAUGUACUUGUGAUAUGCAACUGUAGACCCAUUGGAUAUGCUAAUGGGAUUGCUUUAAAAAAUCCUAUGUAAAAUAGCUCAAUGACUGUCUCAGCUUUGAUUUGCAAAUUAAAGUUUAAUACUUCUUGAAGAAUCUUCUGCGUCUCCUGGUCGUUUGUGGGGCACGAGAAACCACGACAAAAUUGGCGACCGCGGCAGGACCAGAAAGAAAAGGAAAUGGCAGAUUGGGGACGCUUCCUAGUCCUCUAAGGACCCCCACAAGGCUAACAGAAUUAAGGGUGCACACAAACAAAAGGUAAGCGCUUUUUGCGACAAUUUGGACUAAGAAUUCUGUUGGUUUUGGGGAGGUUUUGGAGUCUCAGAAGUGUGGAACCACUGCUGAAGGGUCUCUCCGGUCCAAAGAAUCUGGCAGAAUUGGGGGUUAACAGGAGGCUCAGAGGAUUGAUCAAGAACACUGCAGUGAGGGUAAGUACAAAUAAGCUAAUAAGAAGUUAAGUGAAGAAGAAUUCCACGUGUUGUUGGUAAGUCCCUGUGGAUACCGCUUCGUAUAAAAUGAAGGUCUGAACGGGCAGGGAAAGGGAAAAUAGAGAAAAUCCCUGUGGAUACCGCUUCAUAUGAAAUGAAAGUCUGAACGGGCAGGGAAAGGAAAAUAGAGAAAAUCCUCGUGGAUACCGCCUUAAGAAAUAAGGGUCUGAAUAGACGAGGUACAAAGAGAAAGUUCUGUGGACUCCGCUCUAAAUAGAGGUCUGUACAGGCAGAACAGAAUAGGGAACAAGACAAGUCCAAUAUAUAGUUUAAAGUGCUGGUAGAUAGACGAUAGAAUUAGAGUAAAUAAUAUUAUCCAGUAAACAAACUGUGAAUCUCUGAAAUACCUUAUAAAGAGAGAACAACAUGACAGGUAAAGGAAUGGCAGUAGAGAUUCUGAGCAAAAAAAUCCCAGUAAAUAAAUAUGAGAUCACAAAAACUUCAGAAAAAUGGGAAAAGAGAACCAAAAACCUGGUCACAAAAUGGCCAAGAGAAGGAACGUUUGAUGUAAGCUUUUUGCGAGGAAAUGGAGGCACUAAUUAAAAAUUACAAACCAAAAGAUAAGUCUAAGAAAAGAGGGCAAAAAAGAGAAUGAGAAAUGGCAGUGCUAAAACUCUUCAGAACGGAGGGAGAAAGGCUGAGGAGGACAGGUAGAAUAUUGAUUACAAGUGAGGAAGACACUAAGGUGCUGGAGAAACAGCCUGUUAGAGAGAGAGGAAGGUACAGUGAGAAGCUGGCUUCAGCUCCGUACCUGGAUGUGAAAGAAACAGUAAAGCCCCCUCCCUAUAAUGAGGAAGGAACCCCUAAGCAGUGCCCCCUGCUGAUGGGAACAGUAAACAUGCAGGGAGAAGUACAAAUUUGGGAUAAUGAGAAGGAAAAAAAACAAUACAAGAAGGAAAAAGCGGUGAUAUGGAAGGAGAUACAGGCAGAAAGGAUAAAGGUGGAACAGGCAAAGAAGAGAUUGAACGGAUGAAAUACUUGAGAGAGGAAAAGGAGUAUGAGGAGUAUCGGUUAUACCAUAGAAAUAAACAGACUAGUGUUAUGAAUGUACCACAGCUCUGAGGGGCCAAAGGGUGCGGGGUAGCCCCCUCCUUUGUGAGAAUCACAAGAUCACUAUUGAGUCAGUUCAGGAGACCCAGGAAAUGAGAGAGAGACGGAAUUGUGUAUUACAAUACUGUGCUUCGUGGAAGCCCUCAGGCAAAGUGGGCUGGUUGUUGGAGGGAUUGCAUCAUCCCUACCUGAUUGACAUCUGCGACCCUGUGAGUCAGGAUAAAAGAGGAUCUGUGGGAACAGCCCCUCAGAUGCACCAGAAGAAAUGCUAGCGAUCCCGUAAUAGCAAAAGCCAGUGGGAAGGCCACGUGCAUCUGUUUCCAUUUGCCCCAGAAUCGGCAGUCCUUUACCACGGAAGAACGGUUUUUAGUUAACAACGGAGAAAUCAACUCCCAACGACUCUCGAAGGAUUGACAUCAUAAAAGGACUGGGCAAGUUUUAACCCGUCUCUCUCUCAAACCAAAACGCUGCAGCUUGAAUGAACCAAAGUGACUUUUAUAUUUCCAUCCGACAAUACAUUAUCCCCUAGACAACGAUAGAGCUAUUUCUUAUGGAUUAUUAUUAUACCCGCGCUUUUAGAUUUAGUAUUGAUGACGUAUAUUAUCUGUAUGUUUGCACUGAUAUUAUUUUGUGUAUUUUUAUCAAUAAAUACUGUUAAAAAUAGUACCAUCAGACUUCAACGGACCUCUCUAUCUUUGCUGGUAAGUGACCCAGUUACGGGGUACGUAACACUAGAAAAGAAAGUGGCUCAUCAGGGCAGGAAGAGAUGAGGCAUUCAAGAGGAAGUGGAAAAAAGAUAGAAGAUGAGAGUCUUGGAGAAAACACAACAGAGAAGUUAAUCAAGCACGAGUAAGGAUCAUGAGGAGUUCCUGCCACAGGUGUACAGACACGGACAGGAAGAAAGAGAAGAUGACUCAUUGGAGGAGCAAGAGUUAAGUGGAGAGAGAGUGGAUGUGCGAAUUUGUGGGGAAGAGGUAGGAGGCAGAAGCCUAGAAGAGCAGAAGGAGGCAGUAGGGGAGCGACUUGUGGAAGUAGAGAGAGUGCUAGAUAAGUUACUGAGAGGGGAUUGCCAGAGGAGAUGCGAAAAAUACUCCAGGGGCCAACCAAGUAUUGAAUCAAGACAGAAAGGAAGGACUCCACAGGGAGACCGAGGGAAGAAGAGGACCCCGGAGAAAUUUGUGUGGGAGGCAGUAAAGACAUACCCUGAGACAGAUGGGGAGUCAGGUGAGGAGGAGAGCCAGGGCAGAUGGAAAGGAGGAGGAAGAAUGAUGCCAUUGUUAGUUAAAGGAUCAGGACAAGUACAGUACAUCCCUUGGGAUCUCAGGACCUAAAAGGGCUGAAAAACACUCUGCCCAAUCUACAUGAAGGAGCAGGAAAAUGGAUUAGAGCCUUUGAAGAAGAAACAGCGGGAUGAUUAUUGGCUAUGGGAGAUUUGAAGGCACUAUUGAUAAGGUUGAUGGGAACCUCCAAAUUUAACGAACUAAUGGAAAUGGCUGGCAUAGUAAACUCAAACGACCCAGGAACUGAUGGAGACGGGUUUAACAGAGUGAGGCAGAGGGUAUGGCAGGCCCUCAGGAAGCUUUAUCCACCCAAAGUGGACCCCAAAGCCUUAAAGGGGGAUCCACUGGGAGACACUGAAAACCCAGCAGCUUAUGUAGAAAACCAGUUGAAAAGGUGGAGACUGGAGACUUAGCAAGAGGUGGAAAAUAGCUCAUUUAUCACCACACUAUUCCGACAUAGCAUUUUGGAUGCAAUGCCUCCGCAAGUAAAAUCCAAACUGGAGGAAGUGGUUGGGCUGACGUCAAUGACCCCACAAGAAUUUAGAGACCACGUAGUCCAUGCGGUUGAGAAAUACCGGAAAGACAAAUGAAGGUUGGCUGAGCAGCAGGAAGCGGUGCAAAGAAAGUUAAUACAAAUGCAGCUCGAAGAACUCAAAAAGAAGGAAAAAGAGAAAAGCAAAAAGAUGCUGCCAGCAACCACCGGUCCGAGUACAGCCAUCGAACUGCAUGAAGCACCGCUAUACGGAGGAACCGAUCAUACUGUUAAGACAAGGGCCGGAAAACCCCAUGCCAAUAAUCAAUGUCUUUGGAGGAGCAUUCCCACAAAUGCCCCAUCAGGAACAGACUAAAUUCAAACAGCCCAGACAGCACUGGAAGUCCCAAGGAGUGGGACAGAGGAGCUAUGGGCAGAGGGGACCAGUGAGGAGACAGGGGGAAAGAGAGGUAGAGAGACUGUGCUGGGGAUGUAAUCAGCCAGGUCAUAUGGGAAGACAUUGUCCAUUUACACCAUGGCCUGUCACACACCAGCAGGAACCGAUAAGAAGGGAACUAAAGUUUAGCCAAGGACCAGCCCCCACAGGCCCAAGCGGACCUUUGAACCCCUAUGCGAGGUAUUAGGGGUGCCCCGAGAACUCGAGUGGGAAGGGACAUUACCCAAUGACAACAAGGGAGGCAGACGAGGAACCCAUUGUUCAGGUUAUGUUAGAAGGACAACUGACACCAAUGAUGAUAGAUAGUGGAGCCACGUACACUUGUGUACAGCCACAGUAUGCCCUUCACCUUCCCAUGACAGGAACGUUUAUUAAGACGGUAGGGUUCUCGGGGAAAACACAGUUGACACAGUGCACGGCUCCAGUGCAGUUGAGAAUGGGAAAUAAAGGAAUUGUUUUGCUGGUGCUAUUAUCUAAAGGAACUCCGAUUAAUUUGUUAGGCAGAGAUGCCUUAUUGAAACUGGAAUUAAAAUUAGAAUGCACCAGAAAUGGGCUGAGUGUGGAAAGAGCAGGGGCUCAAUUGAUAGUGCGAGAAGACAAGGCGGCUAAUGUCUUUUGGAUAGGAGACAUCGCAGAUCAGAUUCAGGAAACCUGGGAAAAAUGGAAAAAGGGCGUGCAGGCUAUAUUAUCCAGGGCUGUAAUGCCCAAAUCUGAGCUACAUUGUACAGUGAUUUUUGACAUAACUCAGAACAGGGAGUUAGAGGAGAGAUGGCACCUGGAGGCAUGUACCCAUGUGAUAAUUGGAAAGCAAGGGGCAGCUUUACAAGUUAAGUGGAACACCUUUUUAGAAAAAUGGUACAGGAUACCGGAGGCUGCGCCCCACGUACCAUUGUUGGUAAACAAGGGAUAUCAGUCUAAAGACUUAGGACCCUUAGUUAAGAGUGCUGAAACCGUAACAGUGUGGAGGAAAAUCACGCCAGAGGUGUGGAUAUCAGAAGACAACAAUUGCAUUAAAAUAAUGGUAAGCGUAGAUAUGGUAGGGACAGUGAGAGAGGUCGAAAUAACUCCCCAACCACACAUGCCAUUGCUGGGAAAGGAAAAAGGCCAGCAGAAAGAUAGAAGGUUAGAUGAAUUGCCAUCUAUUCUGUGGUCACAGCAUGACACAGAUGUAGGGAAAAUAACAACAGCUAGUCCGGUGGAAAUAAGGGUGAAAAAAGGAGCAAUUCCACCCAGGAGACCACAAUACCCUCUAAGACCAGAAGCAGAAGAGGGACAGUGCAAGGGUUGCUUGAAAUACGAGUGCUUAAAAGAACAAACAGUCCAUGCAAUACCCCGUUGCUGCCGGUCUUAAAAGCAGAUAAAUCUAAGUGGAGAUUGGUGCAUGAUUUGCGAGCAGUAAAUGAUGUGGUAGAGGACUGGCCAGCGGUAGUCCCCAACCCACACACGCUUUGACUAAUGUUCCACCAGAAGCAAGUUACUUUUCAGUGAUUGAUUUGUGUUCGGCUUUCUUCAGCAUUCCUCUGGCCGACCAGUGUCAGUAUCUGUUUGCAUUUACUUACAGAGGUGCUCAGUAUACCCAUACCAGAAUGCCGCAAGGGUUUAAACAGUCAGCACAUGUUUUUAAUCAGGUGUUGAAGGCAGACCUAGAGGGCAUACCAUUGUAAAGUACAUUGUUACAGUAUGUGGAUGACCUGUUGAUUUGCUCCCACAGUAAGGAACAGUGUGAGCAGGACACUAUAACCUUCUUAGAGAAGCUGGCGCACGGAGGACAUAAAGUAUCCAAAAAGAAACUUGCAAUUUUGCAUGCAGCAAGUGGAAUACUUAGGCAGGGUAAUAUCCAAGGGAGUGAAGGCGAUAGCACCAGAUCAGAUUGAGGCAAUAACUAAGGCCCCAAAACCCCAGACUGUAGGGCAGAUGAUGAUGUUUUUGGGAAUGGCAGGGUACAGCUCAGAUUGGAUAGGAGAAUAUGCUGAGAUUGUGGCACCUUUGAGAAAGGUGAUGAAAGAAGCAGGACAUACAAAUUUGAAUAACGGCUUACAGUGGAAUGGAGAGGCAGAGAUAGCUUUCAAUUCUAUUAAGCGGGAAUUGCAGUCAGCACCAGCAUUAGCUUUGCCUGACUACGAGAAGGUUUUUCAUUUGUAUGUAUCCAACCGACAGGAGGGUUAUGUCACAGCGGUCUUAACACAAGAGACAGGCACAGGAAAAGCAAAGCAGCCGAUAGCAUACUACAGUACGAGACUAGAUGAGGUGGCUCAAGGGUAUCUACCCUGUUAUCAGGGAUUGGCGGCGCUGUACUAUGCAUAUGAAAAAGCAUCAUCUGUAACCCUGGGCUAUCCUGUGCACACACCACAAAGUAGCAGAAUUGCUGGAAAGAGGGAAAUCUGUGCUGACGCCAGCCAGGAUAGCAGUGUAUCAGAUGCUAUUGACAUUUCCAGACAUAACUAUACAGAGAUGCACUACCAGUAAUAUAGCCGAUUUUGUCCCUUUGGGCUAUGAAGGAGAACCCCAUGAUUGUGUAGGGAAGACGAUGGCAUUUGUCAAAUUGAGAGCAGAAUUACGGUCAGAACCAUUAGAGGAUGCAGAUAAAAAGGUUCUGUUCGUAGAUGGCUCUUGUUAUAGGGAUCAUGAUGGAAAUCACGCAGGGUUCUCAGUAGAGCAGCAGGAUCAGUCGAGCUAUAAGAUUAUUAGGAUGGAGUCCUGUCCCCAACCGUGUUCCGCCCAACUAGCAGAAAUCAAAGCCCUGACAGCUGCGUGUGAAAUGAUGGAAGGUGAGAAAGUAGACAUCUAUACUGAUUUGGCAUAUGCUCAUGGAGUAUGCCAUUUGUUCGGGGCAGUGUGGAAACAGAGAGGUUUUAAAAAAAGUAGUGGAGAUCCCAUACAACAUUGUCAGCGAAUUCUAGAUUUAAUAAAAGCCAUGAUGAAACCUAAAGCAUUGGCUAUAGUAAAAUGCCAGGCACAUAAAAAGGGAAAUGAUGUACUAACAAAGGGAAACCAAACUGCUGACGAGGCAGCCAGAAAAGCGUCUGGAUGUACAUCAGCUGUCAUUGUACCCCCCCACCCCCCAUGUAGGCCUAACUCCAGAAUCUGUGGUAGAGGACCUAAUUGAAAUACAAGGUAAGGCAACUUUGGCAGAACAGACAAUGUGGAGACAAAGGGGGGCCAAGCAGAACCCGGAAGGCUUGUGGAGCAUGGAAGAUGGUUUGUUGGUAGCGCUCACCCCUCUACUGACGAUUCUGAUUUCAGAAGCGCAUGGGAUUGACCAUUGUGCAAGGGGAGAAGUGAUAAAGAACAUAAAGAAGAAUGGUUUUUGGUCACCUUAUUUACAGGCUUCAGUGAACUUUGUCUUGUCACAGUGUGAGGUAUGCGCACAGAAUGCAGGAUCCAGACAUCAGUUAUUUGACUGGUUAGAAAGUAGACUCGGAGGAUGGGGAGCUUGGCUGACCAAAAUGGCAAUAACUGUCAGUAUUAUAUUGUUGAGCUGUGCGCUUGUGCUGUGCUGUUUUCUUCCUUGUCUCAAAUCUCUUGUAGUGUGUGCUGCAACCAAACAAUUUCCGAUGCUCGUGGCAAUUACUGAAGCAAACUUAGUGGAGAAAGAAACACCGAAAAUGUAUCGUUACAGCCUACAACACCUGCAGGAUGAACAAGAGCAAAACGACAGUGUGGGAAUAGAUUGUAAGGGCUUCUGAGUUUUUAUCCCCCGUCUCAGGUACAGAGGGACAGGUUUUUGGCUCAGUGGCCCAGGGUAACAAGGAGAGAAUACUUUGAGGUCUUGGCGCAGAAAAUUAUAGUUUAACCCGAGAUUUGGGAAUAAGUGCUUGAGUUUAUUGGGGCUUUUGUGCGCGGACUCUUAGUCUUCUUUCUCUGUGUGAGCACCUAUGGGUCUCAAAGGGGGGAUAUAUUGGAGUAUAAAAGUUGCCUUGUUUGCUGUGUAACCAAAACUAUAUAGUCAGCUUUGAGCUUGCUAUUUGCUAUGUAUGUAUCUAGCUUAGUAGGAGAAUGAAAUCUUAAGAAUGUAGAAGACAAUGGUGUGUUAAUGAGAGGUAGCUAAGAGAUGUAGAUUAGAACAUGAUUAAGUCAAUGCGUAGAAACAAUAGUGGUGGAUGUACUUGUGAUACGCAACUGUAGACCGAUUGGAUAUGCUAAUGCAACUAAACCAGGAGAUUGCUAUAAAAAAUGCUAUGUACAAGGAUCGGUGGGCAAUCAGCAACUAGCUCAAUGACUGUCUCAGCUUUGAUUUGCAAAUUAAAGUUUAAUACUUUUUGAAGUAUCUUCUGCAUCUCCUGGUCGUUUGUGGGGCACGAGAAACCACAACACCUGUACAUGACCAACAUCCAUCCAUUCAUUGCACAUCUGAAUGUCCAUCAAAACUCCUAUCAAAAGCCACUGUUGUAUAUGCUCCUGCCACUAUCCCUGUCAGCACCCAUCAGGCACUCGGUAAAAAAAGACUUGCCCUACACACAUCCUUUGAACUUUCUCCCUCUUACCCUAAAUGCAUGUCUUUAAGUAUUUGACUAUUUUACCCUAGGCAAAAAAAAAUCUGAUUGUCUAUUUUACCUAUACAUCCAGCAACACUAUAAACAUAUCAGGUUGCCCCUUGGCCUCCUAUGCUCCAGAAAAAAAUAAACCAAGUUCGUCCAACCUCUCCUUAUAGUUCAUACUCUCUAAUCCAGACAGAACCCUGGUAUUUGUUCUGCACCCUUUCCUAAUGCUCCAAAUCCUUCCUACAAUGGGGCUACCAAAAUUGCACACGUUAUUCCAAAUUAACCAAAGUUUUAUAC